Messenger RNA from Drosophila erecta, 1443 nucleotides. It is a transcript of the gene Flad1, whose product is annotated as probable FAD synthase. Bases 238 to 1209 code for a protein of 323 amino acids. The record is from RefSeq and is a predicted model, not a curated record. The transcript has 3 exons. Gene Ontology annotation, biological process: FAD biosynthetic process. Lineage: Eukaryota; Metazoa; Arthropoda; Insecta; Diptera; Drosophilidae. Gene Ontology annotation, molecular function: FMN adenylyltransferase activity.
UCGAUACUUAACCGCUAUCGAUAGAUUCACAGCACAGCUGAUCCGCCGAUAGUCCGCGAAGCUUCUGCCAGUUGUUGUUGUUGUCGCGUUUCGCUUGUUAUUGCACACAAGAGGCGAAAAAGGGAGAGAAGCAUCACUGGCGCGGCAUAACAAUUAACAAAAUGGAAUAAUUGCAUUAUUGUCGCUGUGGAAAAUCAGUUAAGUGCGCCUUUUAUAGCCAAUGCAGCAGCAAAACACAUGAGCUAUUGGCGUGUGACGUCAUCGUUUCUGCUAGCCAGGGCACGGCCACGCCUCCCACAAACACUACGCCCACUGACCACCAUGACCGAAUGCCGGAAAAGCACGAGCAUCACAACGAACCACACCAUUCUGUGCGCGAAAAAAAUCAGCAAGAAGCACUUGUUUCUGGAGAAGAGGAGCAUGUCGGGUGGUUCGGAGAACUCCAAGGACGAGGCAUCCCAGGACAACCUAAAUCCACACAAGCUGACGUCCGAGAACCGCUUGGCCAUUGAGGAGAGGCAAAGGAAGGCGUUCGCCUUCUUUGCCGAAACCCUGCAAAUCUACGGCGUGGAGGAGCUGAUAUUCUGCUUCAACGGCGGCAAGGACUGCACCGUGCUGCUCGAUCUCCUCAUGCGUUUCCUUCGCGAGCAGAACAUCUCCAGCGGCGACAUUCCCAUGCUGUAUAUCAAAUCCGGCGAUUCCUUUCCGGAAAUCGAUGAUUUUGUCGAGCGCUGCGUUUGCAACUAUGGCGUCGAGCUGAUCCAGUACGAGGGCUCGCUCAAGGAGGCACUCACCCACAUGUCCGCGGACAUGCCGCGCAUCCGGGCCGUCUUCGUGGGCAGCCGCAGCACGGAUCCCUACUGCCAGCACUUGGCGCCCAUGCAGCCCACGGACAACGACUGGCCGCCGCUGAUGCGUCUGAACCCGCUGCUGGAGUGGAGCUACCACGACGUCUGGCACUACAUCCACAUGAACUCGGUGCCCUACUGCAGCCUGUACGACCGCGGCUACACCUCGAUCGGCAAUCGCUCGAACACAGUUCCCAAUCCGCAGCUCAGACGCACCGAUGACCAGUGCGCGUGUGCCGCCGAUGCCGAUGCCGUCUCCUGCGAUUCUCCGCAUCCUCCCAAUGAUCCGAAUGACUAUCGGCCCGCCUGGGAGCUGCAGGACGCCACCAUGGAGCGCGCUGGCCGGCUGCCCAGGAAGUAGGACCCGUGGACCUUGGGCCUUGGGCCACCCGAUUCUAGCUCCUUGAUUCCAACACAAAUCGCUGUGCCGAGCGCAUGCAGGCGUGGUUGUAGUGCAAUUUAUAGCUUAAACUGUAAUUCGUCAAUGGUUCGCGGUAAACAAACUUAAUUUAGCAAUAUUUUUUUGUACAACCCUAGCUACUAAGGCUGCUUAAUAAAUGUGGCCUUCGUCAGCAGGCCGGCCACUUGAGCAGGG